Messenger RNA from Aspergillus lentulus, 4842 nucleotides. RefSeq names its product glycoside hydrolase family 55 protein. The record is from RefSeq and is a predicted model, not a curated record. Gene Ontology annotation, molecular function: polygalacturonase activity. NCBI's taxonomy places the organism in Eukaryota, Fungi, Ascomycota, Eurotiomycetes, Eurotiales, Aspergillaceae.
AUGGCGGCACUACUUAUUCUUUUCUUGACGUUGCUGGCCGCCCAAGGGAGGAUCGUUCUAUCGUCCAGCACGAUUCCACCUCGCGGCCUAAACACCACAACACUCGCUUAUGACCCCCGGCCGGCGCCGCCAUACAUGGUGGACAACCAGCACAACUACUACAAAACCGCACCGGACAAAGGGAGGCAGAAUGGCCCCGUAUGGUCCUACUCAGGCAGCCUGGAAAAGUACUUGACCAACCUGCAGCGCGGGGUGGUCCUCCGCGGUGGCUAUACCGAAUCCAACGAGACCAGGCGGACACGCUUCCAGUCUGCGGGCCGCAAACGCCAAUCGUCUGACUUUUGGCUCUCCAACCUGGGACCUUUGGGCACUCAACCAUAUGCUGGGGGCGAUGACUACCAGUUCUUCCGCAAUGUUGUGGACGACUUUGGCGCCGACAACUCGGGCGAGACCGACACGACGGAGGCCCUCAACGCGGCGUCAGCCAGUUGGAACAAGGACCUGGUCGGUGACUCGCGCACGCGCUGCGGCGAGAAGUGUGGCAAUACCUUCUCGCAGGGGGCCAUUGUGUACUUCCCAGGCGGCACCUACAAGAUCUGCACGCCCGUGAUCCAGUAUUACUACACGCAGUUCGUCGGGGACCCCAACGACAUGCCCAUCAUCAAGGGCUGCGACGAGUUCCAGGGCAUCGGCUUGAUCGACGUGGAUCCGUACAUCCCCGGCGGCUCCGGCCAGCAAUGGUACAUCAACCAGAACCAGUUCUUCCGGCAGAUUCGCAACUUCCGCUUCGACCUGACCGAGAUGCCCGAGUCGACGGCGGAGAACGACCAGGACCUGGUGCCGACGGGCAUCCACUGGCAGGUGUCCCAGGCCACCUCCCUGCAGAAUCUGGUGUUCGACAUGCCGACCACGAGCACCACGACGGCCGUGGGCAUCUUCACCGAGAACGGCAGCGGGGGCUUCGUGUCGGACCUCGAGUUCAACGGCGGCAACAUCGGUUGGCGCGCCGGCUCGCAGCAGUACACCGCUCGCAACCUGGUGUUCAACCAGUGCAAUACCGCCGUGCAGAUGGUCUGGGACUGGGGCUGGAACUGGCAGCAGAUUAUGGUCAAUGGCGGCGCCAUCGCCUUCAACAUUUCCGGGGUGGGCGGCGACACGGGUCAGGGCAUCGGCAGCGUAUCGAUCAUUGAUUCGACCAUCCGCGACGUGGAGAUUGGCGUCCUGACCAACAGCCUCGCGACCUCACCCAACAUUGUGCUGGACAACACCCGGUUCGACAAUGUGGCCAGCCCGGUCCAGGUGGUUGGCGGGGGCGACACCCUCCUGUCAUCGGGCGAGGCGAGUCUCUGGGCCACGGGCAAGCGGUACAAGGGGGACAACGGCGCCACCCAGACCGGCACCGUGACGGCCCCGGGUCGUGGCGAGGGCCUCAACGACGACGAUGGCUUCCUGUAUGUGCGCUCCCGACCGCAGUACGAGACCCACGGCGCCGGCUCGUUCCUGGUGGCGACCACCGACGGCGGAUGCAAGAACGACGCGAGCGGCGACCAAGCCUCGUGCAUCAACGCCUUCCUCCGGCGGGCGGUCGAUAGUGGCCAGGUUGCGUACUUUCCGGCCGGAGUGUAUGCGGUGGGAUCGACGGUCUACAUCCCGACCAACUCCGUCGUGCAGGGCUCGCUGUGGUCGCAGAUUCUGGGAUCCGGCUUCUACUUCAGCGACAUCCAGAGCCCUAAGGUCAUGGUCCAGGUCGGCAACAAGGGCGACGUCGGCACCAUGGAGAUCACUGAGAUGCUGUUCUCCGUGCGCGGCGCCACUGCCGGUGCCAUCCUGAUGGAGUGGAACGUGGCCGCGGUGUCACAGGGGGCCGCCGCCAUGUGGGAUUCGCACUUCCGGGUCGGCGGCGCGCUGGGCACGGAUCUGGACCUCAGCACCUGCCCCAAGUUCAGCAACAAGGCCGAGUGCGUGGCGGCGUCGCUGCUGUUCCGGGUGACAUCCCAGGCCAACGGCUACUUUGAGAACGUGUGGGCGUGGGUGAGCGACCACGACAACGACAAGUCGAUCUACAACCAGCCAGACUCCAGCUCCACGCAGAUCUCCAUCUUUGCGGCGCGCGGCAUGCUCAUCGAGUCCGGCGGCCCGUCGUGGUUCUACGGCGGCGGCUCUGAGCAUGCGGUGCUGUAUAACUAUCUGAUCAGCGAAGCGCAGAGCGUGUAUAUGGGCCACAUCCAGACCGAGUCGCCGUAUUAUCAGCCCAACCCCAAGCCUCCGGCGCCAUUCCGCGCCGCCGCCAGCUUUCCUAACGACCCCGACUUCAGCCACUGCGAGGUCGAGGCCGCCGUGUGGGAUGACCGGUGCAACUAUGCCUGGGGCCUGCAGAUCGUGGACUCGACGGACGUCACGAUCCACUCGGCGGGCCUGUACAGCUUCUUCAACGAGUACUAUCAGGACUGUAUCCCGACCAACAACUGCCAGGACCGCAUCCUCGAGGUCAAGGGCUCGACCGGGGUGGUGAUUUUCAACCUGUUCACCGUCGCGACGGUCAACAUCGCCAGCGGCAUCGACGACACCAACGUCCCGCAGCAGGGCAACCAGCGCGGUUUCACCACCGAGAUCAGCGUGUGGGUGCCGCUGCCGGGGGCGGACAAUGUUGAUAUCGUCUGGAUCGGUACCGAAGUGUGGGAGGCGCCGACGGUGAGCUGUCCAGCCCAGUCGUGCAUGCUCGUCAUCCCGACGACCUCAUUGGGCUCCUCCACCACCAUCCAGCCCCGGAGCUAUAUCACCUCGCUGGAGUAUGGCGGCUUCUCCAGCACCACCGUCGGAGGGGUUGCCACCACGGCCUUUGUCACGACCACCACCACGGUCACCAUCUCAGUGCCCCCGAUUGUGACCGACGGCAUCGGCUUCUCCAACGUCAAUGUGUCCACGUCGGGGGAAAUGCCCAUCACCAUCUUUCCCAGCGUGGACGUCCCACCGGUGGUUCUGACGCUGCCAGACGGGGAUGGCAGCUCGACCACCCGCACAGUCUCCAUUCCGCCCUGGCCCCAGAUCGACGGGGGUCCCUCGGUCGUGUAUACCGACCCAGCCACCGUGUCCUCCAGCAGCGGCGGCAGCACGGGGCUCCCCACCAGUACGACCUACUUCACUCCGGUUGGAACCACCAUCACGGUGCCCAGCGCGACGGUAACUACCGUAACGUUCCCGGGCUCGACCGGAGCCAUCACCAUCGACUGUCCGGCCACCACGUCCAUCGUCUUCGCCACGCCGCCCGUUGCCGUCGCCACGACCUGUACCGAGUCGGUUGAUCUGACCCUGAGCUUCGCGUGCCCGACCACGCGGGUCUUGACUUUCCUGGGGCCUGCGACGGCCGUGGCAACCGUCGACUGCUCUUUGGUGACCGCGUGGAAGACCGGAUCCACCGCCACGCCGGCUCCGCUGCCCACAUUCACAACCUGGCCUCCGUAUGGCCAGAUUGUGCCGGAGGAAGACGAGAUCGACGAGCCCGAGCCUGACGAUGACGGGGUCCACGUGCCCUGCACCUCCUGGUUCUUCUUCUUCUGCAUCUCGUGGGGGAACCUGCACAUCAACUCCUGGCACUGGAUCCUGCCGCCGGGAAUCUACGGCCCCGGACCGCCACCCAUCAACAUCCUGCAGCUGCCCCCCGGCGUCACGAUCCACGGGACCCUGCCCCCCUGGCCGCGCAUCACCAUCGGACAGGACCACCAGCUCACCACCGAGUCGGAACCUGAGUGCGAAACCCAGACGGCCGAGGCUUGCACGACGACCGACUACAUCUCCGCCGGCACCACAACCUCAUCCACCACGCUCUGCGAGACCAUCACCGGCUGUUCGAUCAGUGGAUCGGACUCCUCCACGGUCGUGGUCGGCAGCCAGACGGCCGCCCCCAUCGGCACCUGGGGGGACGAGCGCUGGGCAACCGCGACACUUGGCGACGCCUAUACCAACUCCGUCUACGCCGCCAUUGAGUCCCGUCUAGCCCGCGAAGAGGCUAGCGGCGGGGGCACCACCCUCUCAUUCACUCCGGGCCAAACCGCGGGCCCAACCUGCGCCGGCGCGAGCACGUCGUGUGGGGGCAGGGUCUGCUCCGGCUACUGGUGUAACCCAACCCCCACCGGGGCGCCACCCGGGUACCACGACCCCAAGGACCCGAGCUCGCGGGGGUACUCGGCGCCAACAACCACCAUCGGCGGGGGGUCAACGACCACAACGACGACGACCGCGCCCGAUCCGUCCACGGAGCCGCUCGUACGCCGGCCGAUCACCUGCUUCGACGAGGCGGACUACCCGGGCCACGGAGAUAUCCAGUCUGGGGACCAGGACGAGUACUCGAACGAUUUCAGCAAUCUGCGCGGGGAGAUGGGGGAUGACGACUCGAUCGGGCCGGGCGAUGCGGCCAUCACGAUGCGGAAGACGGAUACCCACGGCGUCAACUACGACUUCUCCUGUAGCUGGAUUCCGGGGUGUAUAACUGAAGUCGAGAGGCAGAGCUUUGGGUUUCCGCUUGGCUCACCAAGUCUGAUUACAGCAUAUUUGCUCGUCAGGGAGGAUUAUACCAAGUGCAAUAACGGAGGGGUGGGUGGCUCAUGCCAGGUUGGAUGUCUGCUGUAUACCUUUGAGGGUGGGCUCGGGGACGUGUGUGAGGAUCCGGAUUUUGACUGCAGGCAGUGCGGCACCCCACUCGACCCGCCCGAAUGCCAGUCGUGCUGUGGAUUUAAUACUGCAAUGCUUGAUAUCGCCAGUAGUGCCGGUAACGCCAGCACAAAUAACGGCGGUGCCAUUUAUGAUACGCUAUCGGGUGAUAUUGUAUCUAUCCCCGCGAUUUAG